AUGAAAUUCUUAACCACAAACUUUGUACAAUGUGCAGUUAAAAGCUGCCAAUCAUCAUCAGACUCAUUCCCCCUAAAAUAUGAAGAAUGCCAAUUGGUUCAAGAAGAGCAAGAGUUUAAACCUGAAUUCAUAGUGCAUAUGUUGGAUAAACUUGAUUGGAAUGCAGUAAUAUCGGUGGCUAGAGAUUUGGGAAAUGACGCAUUACCACAGACCAAACCUGAAGGGUUAGAUCCUAUAAUGGAAGAUGAUCAAGUCGUAUUAAGGGAUCUACAUAGUUUAUUGGUUGAGACCCAGUUGAUUGAAGGGAAAAUGGUUUGCAAAAAUUGUCACCAUAUCUACUACAUUAAGAACUCAAUACCAAACUUUCUUUUACCGCCGCAUCUUGCCAACUAA
Molecule: messenger RNA, 393 nt
Organism: Lodderomyces margitis
Lineage: Eukaryota; Fungi; Ascomycota; Pichiomycetes; Serinales; Debaryomycetaceae
Product: RNA methylation protein
Exons: 1
Coding region: 1-393 (130 amino acids)
Biological process (GO): rRNA (guanine-N7)-methylation; peptidyl-glutamine methylation; tRNA methylation
Molecular function (GO): protein heterodimerization activity
Source: RefSeq, a predicted model, not a curated record